Molecule: messenger RNA, 8000 nt
Organism: Dermochelys coriacea (leatherback sea turtle)
Lineage: Eukaryota; Metazoa; Chordata; Testudines; Dermochelyidae
Gene: ANK1
Product: ankyrin 1
Exons: 43
Coding region: 103-5796 (1897 amino acids)
Biological process (GO): signal transduction
Molecular function (GO): protein binding
Source: RefSeq, a predicted model, not a curated record
GAGGUCUGCUGCUGCUGAUAAAGCCCUGUGCCUGCUGGGAUCUUGGGCACUUGUUUUGGAGGUAGAGCUCACUGUGCGUCUGUGGAGACCGCAAGCCCGGAGAUGGGGGCUUCCCUUUCACCAGAAGGGAUGCCAGGCCUGCUGCACCUAUGGAAAGCUGAUGCUGCAACCAGCUUUCUGAGGGCUACGAGAUCUGGGAACCUGGACAAAGCCUUGGAUCACCUGAGGAACGGGGUAGAUAUUAACACCUGCAAUCAGAAUGGGCUGAACGCCCUGCAUCUGGCCUCCAAGGAAGGCCACGUGAAGAUGGUGGCUGAGCUGCUGCACAAGGAAAUCGUUUUAGAAACAACAACCAAGAAGGGGAACACGGCCCUGCACAUCGCGGCCCUGGCAGGACAGGAGGACGUGGUCCGGGAACUGGUGAACUAUGGGGCAAACGUCAACGCACAGUCGCAGAAAGGCUUCACGCCCCUCUACAUGGCAGCGCAGGAAAAUCACCUGGAAGUCGUCAAAUUCCUGCUGGAGAGCGGCGCCAACCAAAAUGUAGCCACAGAGGACGGCUUCACACCGCUGGCCGUUGCUCUGCAGCAAGGGCAUGAGAACGUGGUCGCCCACCUCAUCAACUAUGGGACAAAGGGGAAGGUCCGUCUGCCCGCCCUGCACAUCGCUGCCCGCAACGAUGACACCAGGACGGCUGCGGUGCUCCUGCAGAAUGACCCCAACGCUGACGUCCUCUCCAAGACUGGAUUUACCCCCCUGCAUAUCGCGGCUCACUAUGAGAAUCUCAACGUGGCCCAGCUCCUGCUGAACCGCGGUGCUAGUGUCAACUUCACCCCACAGAACGGGAUUACUCCACUGCAUGUGGCUUCCCGCCGGGGCAAUAUCAUCAUGGUGCGGCUGCUGCUGGACCGAGGGGCCCAGAUAGAGACAAGGACCAAGGAUGAGCUGACUCCCCUGCACUGUGCAGCCAGGAAUGGACACAUGCGAAUCAUGGAGAUCCUGCUGGACCACGGGGCUCCCAUCCAAGCAAAAACCAAGAACGGCCUGUCGCCCAUUCACAUGGCGGCUCAGGGAGACCACCUGGACUGUGUGCGGCUGCUGCUGCAGUACAACGCUGAGAUCGACGACAUCACCCUGGACCACCUCACGCCGCUGCAUGUGGCCGCGCACUGCGGGCACCACCGUGUGGCCAAGAUGCUGCUGGACAAGGGGGCCAAGCCCAAUGCCCGAGCACUGAAUGGCUUUACGCCACUGCACAUCGCCUGCAAGAAGAACCACAUCCGGGUGAUGGAGCUGCUGCUGAAGACUGGCGCCUCCAUUGAUGCUGUCACGGAGUCAGGCCUGACCCCUCUGCACGUGGCCGCCUUCAUGGGGCACCUGUCCAUCGUUAAGAUCUUGCUCCAGCGCGGCGCGUCCCCCAACGUCUUUAAUGUGAAGGUGGAGACACCCCUGCACAUGGCGGCCAGAGCUGGGCACACAGAAGUGGCCAAGUACCUGCUGCAGAACAAAGCCAAAGUAAAUGCAAAAGCCAAGGAUGACCAGACCCCGUUGCACUGUGCUGCACGUAUUGGCCACACAAGCAUGGUGAAGCUUCUGCUGGAAAACAAUGCCAACCCCAACCUGGCCACCACAGCUGGGCACACUCCCCUGCACAUCACUGCCCGGGAGGGGCAUAUGGACACCGCCCUGGUGCUGCUGGACAAGGAGGCCUCGCAGGCCUGUAUGACCAAGAAAGGAUUUACCCCUCUCCACGUUGCAGCCAAAUACGGGAAGGUGGAUGUGGCCAGGGUGCUGCUGGAGCAUGAUGCCCACCCCAAUGCGGCAGGGAAGAAUGGCCUGACCCCGCUGCACGUGGCUGUCCACCACAAUAACCUGGAGAUCGUGAGACUGCUGCUGCCCAAGGGGAGCUCCCCGCACAGCUCAGCCUGGAAUGGUUACACCCCCCUGCACAUUGCGGCCAAGCAGAACCAGCUGGAGGUGGCCAGCAGCCUGCUGCAGUACGGGGCCUCUGCUAACGCUGAGUCCAUGCAGGGUGUGAUGCCUCUGCACCUUGCUGCCCAGGAGGGGCACGCGGACAUGGCGGCACUGCUCAUCUCCAAACAGGCCAAUGGGAACCUGGGCAACAAGAGUGGCCUGACUCCUCUGCACCUGGUAGCCCAAGAGGGGCAUGUGCCAGUCGCUGAUGUUCUGAUCAGACAUGGCGUCACAAUGGAUGCAGUGACCCGGAUGGGCUACACACCGCUGCACGUGGCCAGCCAUUAUGGGAACAUCAAGCUGGUGAAAUUUUUGUUGCAACACCAGGCAGACGUCAAUGCAAAGACGAAGCUAGGGUACACCCCUCUGCACCAGGCUGCUCAGCAGGGUCACACGGAUAUCGUCACGCUGCUGCUGAAGCACGGCGCCUCCCCCAAUGAGGUCAGCACGAAUGGCACCACGCCCCUGGCCAUCGCUAAGCGCCUCGGCUACAUCUCUGUCACGGACGUGCUAAAAUUAGUUACAGAAGAAACCAGCAUCCCGUUGGUCAGUGACAAGCACCGCAUGAGCUUCCCUGAGACGGUAGAUGAGAUCCUGGAUGUGUCCGAGGAUGAAGGCUCCACUCAGGUCACUGUCAUGGGGGAGGAGCUGGCUGACACCAGGCCUGAGAAGCAGGAUUCCAGGGAGCAGGAUGAGGAGAAGGAGAUGGAGUUUGUCCCCAAGCUGGAUCAAGUGGUGGAGUCUCCAGCCAUCCCACGGAUCCCCUGCGUCACACCUGAGACUGUGGUGAUCAAACUGGAGGAGUCUGAGCAGCCGUCCAAGGAGUUCGACGAAGACUCCCUAAUCCCCAGCAGCCCAGCAACAGAGACCUCGGACAACAUCAGCCCUGUGGCCAGCCCCGUGCACACAGGGUUUCUGGUGAGCUUCAUGGUGGACGCCCGCGGCGGCUCCAUGAGGGGCAGCCGUCACAACGGGCUGCGAGUGAUCAUCCCCCCCCGGACCUGCGCCGCACCCACCCGCAUCACCUGCCGCCUGGUAAAGCCGCAGAAACUGACAACACCACCGCCCCUGGCUGAGGAGGAGGGUCUUGCUAGUAGGAUCAUUGCACUGGGUCCCGCUGGGGCACAGUUCCUGAGCCCUGUGAUUGUGGAGAUCCCACACUUUGGGUCAUACGGGCGGCGGGAUCGGGAGCUGGUGGUGCUGCGCAGUGAGAACGGCUCCAUCUGGAAGGAACACCACAACCGCUACAGCGAGAGAUACCUGGACCAGGUGCUCAAUGGCAUGGACGAAGAGCUGGAGAGCCUGGAGGAGCUGGAGAAGAAGAGGAUUUGCCGCAUCAUCAGCACCGAUUUCCCCCUCUACUUCGUGGUUAUGUCCCGUGUGUGCCAGGACUGCGACCUGAUUGGCCCCGAAGGGGGGUGUCUGAAGAGUACGCUGGUUCCCAUGGUGCAGGCCACUUUCCCGGAGACAGCCGUGACCAAGAGAGUCAAACUGGCUCUGCAGGCGCAGCCCGUGCCGGAUGAGCUGGUGACAAAGCUGCUGGGGAACCAGGCGACCUUCAGUCCCAUCGUCACUGUAGAGCCGCGCCGCAGGAAGUUCCACCGGCCCAUAGGGCUCCGCAUCCCGCUCCCGCCCUCCUGGAAGGACAAUCCCCGGGACAGUGGGGAGGGAGACACCACCAGUCUGCGUCUGCUCUGCAGCGUUGUUGGAGGCACAGCCCAAGCGCAGUGGGAGGAUAUCACAGGAACCACAAAGCUGGUCUAUGCCAACGAGUGUGCCAACUUCACCACUAAUGUAUCCGCCAGGUUCUGGCUGGCAGAUUGCCCGCGCACGGCCGAGGCCAUCCAUUUUGCCGCCAUGCUCUACAAGGAGCUGACGGCCGUGCCCUACAUGGCCAAGUUUGUCGUGUUUGCCAAGAUGAACAAUGCACGGGAGGGGCGACUGCGCUGCUACUGCAUGACCGACGACAAGGUGGACAAGACGCUGGAGCAGCACGAGAACUUCCGCGAAGUGGCCCGCAGCAGGGACAUCGAGGUGCUGGAGGGGAUGCCCCUGCAUGUCGAGCUCUCGGGGAACCUGGUGCCUGUCAAGAAGGCCACGCAGCAACGCAGCUUCCACUUCCAGUCCUUCCAGGAGAACCGGCUGGCCAUCCCCGUCAAGGUAAGGGACAGCAGCCGGGAGACAGGUGGCUCACUCUCCUUCCUGCGCAAGGCCAUGAAGUACGAGGACUUGCAGCAUGUCCUGUGCCACUUGAACAUCACCAUGCCGCCAUGCACCAAGGGGACUGGCAGCGAGGAGCGAAGGAGGACUCUGACACCGUUGGCUCUGCGAGAGAGAUACAGCAUCCUCAGUGAGAACACUCUGGGGCCUCUGAGCGGCACAGAGAAGGCUGAUGUGAAGAUGGCUGUUAUCUCGGAGCAACUGGGCCUCAGCUGGGCUGAGCUGGCCCGGGAGCUGCAGUUUGGGGUGGACGAUAUCAACAGGAUCCGGGUGGAGAACCCCAACUCCCUGCUGGAGCAGAGUGUGGCCCUGCUCAACCUAUGGGUCAGCCGUGAGGGCAAGAAUGCCAAGAUGGAGAAUCUGUACGCGGCCCUGAGGAGCAUCGACCGCAGCGAGAUUGUCAACAUGCUGGAGGGCUCGGGCUGGCAGAGCCGCAGCCUGAAAGGCGACCAGCAUUACGCUGACAAGGACUAUUCCCUCUCGCCCUCCCAGAUUAAUGGUUACACUUCGCUGCAGGAUGAGCUCCUCUCCCCUGCCUCCCUGCAGUACACUCUGCCGUCCCCGCUGCGUGCAGACCAGUACUGGAACGAGGUGGCCAUCCUGGACGCCAUCCCCAUGGCCCCCACCGAGCAGGACGCCCUGCUGGAGCUGUCCGACAUGCAGGUGUGGUCCUCGGGGCUCACCCCCUCGCUGGUGACUGCUGAAGACUCCUCUCUGGAGUGCAGCAAGGCCGAGGACUCGGACGCCAUGAGUGAAGGCCGCUUCCCGGGGCAGCUGCUGGAUGAUGUGCACGGCCUGGACCACCUGGGCUUGCUGGAUCUGGCUGAGGACGACACAGUGGAUUCAGAUGCCAUGAAUGGCCUUAUCGACCUGCUGGAGCAGGAGGAAGGUCAGAGGUCCGAGGUGAAGCUGCCAGCGUGUGAGCGCCAGGCUGGGCUGGCGGGGGAGCAGGGCUCAGAGGAUGAAGUCUCUUUUGUUUCAGGCCAGCAGAGGGUGCAGGCCAGGAUCCUGGAGUCGCCAACUGUGAGCCGGGUCAUGGAGAGGAGCAAGGGCAGGCUGAGGGACUGGAAUGCAGAAGGCUCCUUUGUCUCCUGCCUGCAGGACCUGCCUGAGGGCUCCUGGCAGGAGGGGGUUCCCAGAAGCCCACGUCUGCUGCCCAGAGCAGCCCCUGGGGCAGCCCCCCAGGGGAGGGGCCAGGAGCAUGUUCUGGGGCCCCCGUCCGAGCGUCUGCGAAUCGACCCCCCCGAGGAGAGCGACUGGCAGCUCCAGCACACGAGGAGCCAGGACUACAGCCAAUGGCUGGAGGAGGCGGAUAGCAGCUUCUUUAGACAAACGAGGGGCAAUCAGGUUCAGGAUAUUCCGGGGGAGCAGGUGACCGAGGAGCAAUUCACUGACGAGCAAGGCAACAUCAUCACCAAGAAGAUCAUCCGGAAGGUGGUGCGGCGGAUCAGCGCGGGCGAUGAGGAGAAGGAGGUGAUUCUUGAGGGCUCUCUGCAGGAGCCCCAGGAGCUGGAAGCUGAGGCAGAUCACUUUAUGAAAUAUGCCAUCCUGCAUCAGGACAGUCUGGGCAGCAAGGAUCUCACCUCCACCCCGAACCACUGAACUGCCGCCACGUGCGGCCAGCCCCACGAGGAGAGGCGAAAGCAGACAGGCGACGGGAGCAGGGCUGGCUGUACAUGUUGUUCUAGGCUAAUGGCAUGAUUUCUGUAAGAGACUUACUUCCCGUCCUAUUCGCAUGAUUGACUGACUGCCAACGCAUGAGCCACAGUUCUUACAACGGACGGGGACCCCAGGAGCCAGCAGCACCCGGGGCAGCGUUUCUCUGGCAGGGACGUGACUCUGCUGCGCACACCCUGAGUCCAGACAGGAGGCUGCGGCUAUGAAGGGCUGCCCAGGGUGGGGCAUCAGCUCCCACCUAUCCCUCAUGUUGUCUCCUGGCUGGAUUUUGCUGCUUCAUCCUCUUCCAAGGAGUGUGUGCGGAGGGGGGAUGUCAGAGCCUAAGGAGGUGGUGGGGGGAGGGCAGAACUGCAGCUCUCGAGGGAGCAGCCCUGGCAAGGGCAGGGGGAGGGGACUGGAUUGUGGCUGCCUUGCCCCUGUUUCUCCAGAAGUUUCCCCCCGUGUGAGCGUGUGGCUCCCAGCAGCACUGAGCUCCUCGCUUGUGUUGAAAGUGUAAACUGUACAGUAUUCAGCCUUGUGUAUAUGAACAAAUAAAUACUAUGCAACGCCCGAGGGCACUCAGCGGGGUGCAGAGCACUGCCCGCUCCGUGCCCACAUACCUCGCCAGCUGUAGGACAGGGAUGGCUCAUCAGCCCCUGCCAGGGAGGAGCUCUGGCCAGUGCAGCUGGGAAGCUGGAGGUAUCAGAGGGCAACAGAGCCAAACCUCCCAGUGUCAGCCUGGCGCUUUUACUCCCUUUGGCCUUGUUCAUUUCCUGACACCCACCCGGGGCCGGGCAGGGGGCUGGGGCAUGUGUGCCAGCCCCUGCCCACUUUGGUUACAUAUGGGGCAGAGCUGAGGGCCUCCUACCAGGCCCUACCGCCCUGGCACAGGAUGGGCAGGUGGUGAGCACUGGCACAGCCCAACACCUGCCUCAGCCCAUGCUAGGCUCUACCCAGCACAAUGGCUGCUCAGGAGAGAUGCAAGGAAACAGCAGCGGGGUUUGCACCCCUGUCCUCUGCACCAUUUGUGAGGCCCUCCAGGGUUCCUUGGCCUCUCUGAAAGGCCAAAGUCAGCACAGCCCCCGUGUCCCCGACCCUUCCAGGACCAACCCCCAGUGUCUAGGGCAAAGGAGACGCAUGAGAGCAGCUCUCCCAGGCUCUUGCACUGCGUCAGCACCACAACCCGUACUGCUGCAGUCUGGCCGGAACAGAGAGGGUCACCCUGCGACCUGGAGUCUGAGCCCUGGGAGCUUUAACUGGGGACAGCAGAGCUCUGCCCCUGGCUGGCCCCUUGGCUCAGCUGUUCCUGCCAACAGCUCUGUCCUGGCAGGAGGCAGGGGGGAGGAACUACCUGGGCUAUUUAAAGGUGCUCAGUAGAAAUCUUUUGUGACAUGUGACCCCAGGCGGGCUGGUUGCAGGAAGGGGGUGCUGGCUGCCACGUCCCUCACCUCCCUUAAGGGUGCAGGAAGGAGCCAGGCAGAAACAAUUGGGACUUGCGCUUUCCCCAGGAGGUCGACAUGGGGCUCAAAGGGGCUGACAUGUUUCCAGGUGGCAACGCCCAGGCCAAGCCCACCACGGGAGCCAGGCUGCAGCCGCCAUGCCCAGCAGGCCUUGGCUGGUGGGCAUGUCUCGUCAAAAAGCCCUCUGCUCCGCUACAGGCUGAGGAGGUGGAGUAGAUGCAGACACGACUAGGCCAGCCUUCUCCAUGGAGAGCAAAGCGGCACCGUACAAACCAUGUAGGGUACAGACCGUCCAUCCACAACCCUCCGCUCUGUAACAUAAUGUCCCUAGAAUGGCUGACUUUGAUAGCAUCUCCGCAGAGUCUAGUGCGGGCCCCCUGCUUUGGCCUCUAUACUCCGUAGGGAAUGCUCCACUGCACUGUGCCGGCCCCGCGGGAGCCGUUGCUUCGCGCUCUGAUUGCUAGUAGGAGCUGGUAGGGGCGGGGGCGCGCUCCACAUGACGCCUAGAGAAUGCUGCAGGCUGCGCACUAGACGCUUUUUAGAAGUUUUAAAAUAAUUUUAUUUCCUUUUUUUACUGUUAUGAUGAUGAGCCUUUUGGCUCUCCCUGCCCCCAUCUUAGCUGCUGAUGUAUAGACCAUUCUCCCUGUACACCAGCUACUAGACUACAACUGAAUAAAGAAACCAACAAGA